UAUCAAGGAUAAUGUAUUUAGAAGGUUGAUUUUUAUCGCUUUUGCUGGGCGACAUUGUGGGGGACAUCUUUCACUCUCUGCAUACAAAUUUCAUUACCCCGCACCACCUCUCCCCGAUUUUUAUACCGGAGCCCCCGGAAGAGAAAUGUCAUGUCGAGAAAUGUCAUUUUGCUCUGAACAACUUCACCUUGUCAUUUAUAACACCUUGGCAGAAAUCGAUAAACCGGCAUCCGCCGGUCCAUUUUGCCCCAAUUUUCCAUAUGUACGCAUGAGGGGCGACAGCUUGACAGCUGGUAUGGUUUGUUGUUUUGUCUGGCCUGCUUCGCCUGACACAACGUCGGUAAACAAUCGCUACGCUACACGCCCUGUUGUUCCCCGAAUCCGACCACAUCCAACCGUGGCGGAAAAUCGUGUGGUCGUGCCAGAAGUAAGAUGUUUUCCCUGCUGGCACGGUGCCACUAGACUCGCGCAUCGGUUCGUGCGUAAAUCCGUCGCAGUGUCCGCUGGCCGCCGUGCAUCGGUUCGUCGUUCGGUGCGUAUGCUUGCGGGUGCAUACGGUAAAUAGAAACACACACACGCAAGUACACGCACGCAUAGCUACAGGUCUGGAAAAUUGAGGUCCCCGCAAUAUGUUGCGGGUGGCGCACGCGAUCACGAGGGCGUAAGCAGAAACUUUCCCCUAUUCCCGUUGGUCAAACCCGCUCAAUGUCCUUUCCCAAACAGCGCUUCGUGCGGCAGUGGUUGCCUGGGUGAAAGGAGGGUGGUGGGUGGCUAGUGUGCGAAGCGCGUACCAAUAUUUGUGGGUACGCGAAAAAAAAAUCCAUCAAAAACAGUGUUCCAGGUGUAAGCGCACCAGCCGCCAGUGGCUUCUGUGCAGGCGUGACCUUCCGGCAUGAGGGUACAGUACUGGAUCGGUGCGAUAGCAGCUGUCCUCUGUGCCGUGUGCGUGUACUCGCCCAUUUUCCUUUACUUUCUGCUGUUCGUCCUCUACUCGUUGGUGCUGAUUGCUGUCGCGGUGUUUGGCACCAUCUAUGUGCACUACAAGCUAACCAACCGUGAACCGGUCUCGUACGUCGACCAAGGGGAAGACCAGCAAGCGAAUGUCCUGUACAAUGCCACACGCUCGCCGCUGUUUGGCAACGGUACGCCCGGAUCCUCGCCCGGGAUCUCCCGCCACCAGGGGGGCCGUUCGGCGGGCGGCACCGGUGGAUCGACAGGCGGGUCCGGCCAGCCCCAGCUGCCGAUCAUCUUCGGGCGCACGGUCGACGGGCUGCUGCAGCAGAUCAUCGACAACGCGAUGCGCGAUCUGGUCGGGCCGGCCCUAGAGCUGGUGGUCGCGAACCCGCGCCGCAUCGUCGAGCUGCUGCGCGAGGACAUCUGGCUCAGCAUUGAGAAGCUGCACGAGCGGGCCGCCCGCAUCGACGCACCGAAGCUGAUCGCUUGCGACUUUGUUGCGAAGGUGACGCUGCAUCUACAAAAGAUCCGCCGGCAAACGGCGGCGGCCACGAACGGCGGGACUAAGCGUGAGGGUGGGCCAGCGGAGGCUACGGGCGAACAAGCCGAUCCCGUCGUGACCGCCUCCUACCUCGCGUCGACCGAGAAGGAGCUCGACUUUCUCAAGAAGAUUGGCGAGAUACUGGUCAUCUUUCUGCUACCGCGCGGCUACUCGCUCUCCCCGGUGAAGGAUCUGCUGAGCGAGGUGCUCGCCUACCGGGUGCUGCACCCGGCGAUCCACUACCUGACCGCGCCCGACUUCAUCAACCAGCAGAUCGUGGAGUGCAUCGAGACGCGGCUGGUCGCGGUCGCGAUCCAGAAGCGCAGCCACGAGUACGCGGCCAACUUCGAGGACUUUCUGCGCAUCAUCGACAUGACGCAGACGGUCGAGGAACUGCAGUCGAUACGGGCGAGCAUCGUGAGCGACAUCCGGCAGGCGACGGCUAUGCAAACGAUGCAGCGGACCCGGGGCGGCUUCGCGAUGGCGGCCUGUGACGGCGCCGACACGGGCGGGUCGGCCGACAACGGUGGUGCCAGCGGUGGUGAUGGGGAGCCGGCGGCCGCCACCCAGCGCCUGAAGCGCUACAUCCAGCAGCUGUCGUACGCGAAAAGCCAGUGCGAACAGUGUCUGGCGCGGCUCGGCUGGGAGGGAUGCGUGAGCAACGAUGUGGACCUGUCGCUCGCCGACAUCCUGUCCACGGUCGGGGGUCGCCGCGCGCUCACCGCAUUCCUCGAGCCGCUCAACGCGGCCAGCCUGGUCGGGUACUACACGACGGUGGAGGAGCUGCGCCGGGCGGCCCGCUCCGCCUGGCACCAGCUCGGGGCGGAGAUUUUCUACACGUACGUGCGGGCACCCAGCUCGGAGAUCCCGCUCGACAAAGCGACGCGCAAGCGCAUGGAGGCGUUCCUGGUCGGGGACGUCGGCGGCCCGGACGUGUUCUACGAGGUGCAGCGUGAGUGUCUGGCGCUGCUCGAGCAGAAAUACUACCGGCCGUUCCUGCUGAGCGACGAGUACGGCCGGCUGAAGCGGUCGCUGACGCAGGACGAGUUUAAGGAGCUGAUCGCGUCGAGCGGUACAAGCGGCGUCAGCGGCGGUGGAUGCGGCGGGCUCGAGAACGAGCUGAUGCUGCAGCACGCCACCAGUCAGGACAGCCAGGAGAGCCAGGAAAGCUCGACAGGCAGCACGGCGAACGGGGGCGGCGGCGAGGGUGCCACCGAUCCGGCCCUGGCCGAUCUGAGCAACCAUUCGCAGUACGCGCGCAACAAGCUGGACCGGCUGGACGAGAAGUUGGCGAAUAAGCAGCAGGCGCUGGAAGCGCUGAAGCAAUCGCUCAAGCCCGACUCGAAGCUGCUGCUGAUGCUGGAGCGGGAGAUCGAAUGGCUGCGGGGCGAGCGCCGCCAACUCGAGUCGCACCUGCUGCGCACCGCCGUUUGGGGCGAGUAUCUCGGCAGCUGGCGGGCGAUCGUCGAGAGCGUCGACUUUUCCGACGACCGGGAGCCGCCCCAGUUUAUGAUCGUGGUGCAGGUGGACGAGAUGAACGACUACGGUAGCGGUGGUAGUGGCGGACGGGACGACACCACCGUCACGACGGCACUCGAGGCGACCGACACGAUCUCGACCGGGUGGGUGGUGGUGCGGUCGCUCGCCCAGUUCCACGCCCUACACCGCAAGCUGCGCCCGAUGUGCGUGGAGCUGCGCCAACUCGAUCUGCCCUCGAACAACGCGUUCAAGCUGUUCUUGCUCAAGAACGAUCGGGCUCUGCUGGAGAAGGCCAAGGCGCAGGUCCAGCGCUAUCUCAGCUUCAUCCUCGAGGACGACCACCUGAACCAGAGCGAGGCGGUGUACGAGUUCCUCAGCCCGAGCUCGGACCGGCUGAAGCAGGGCGUGCUGACCGGCAACCCGUCGCCGUCGAAGAAGCAGACUUCUAAGUUUUCGCUUGCCACCAUCUUCCGCAGCAACAGCGACAAGCUGGAGCAGCUCUGGCAUGUCGGGAGCGGUGGUGGUGCUGGCGGCGAGCGCCCGUUUGGCAGUGGCGGCGGUGGCGGCACCGACCACCAUCCCGACUUCACGCCGGAAGACGCCGACCAGGUGUCACUGUAUCUGGAGGGUGGUCCCGCACCGUCCGGCCCCAGCUCGUCCGGCGCCUCCCCGCCCACCGACGGUGCCGCCGUCGCGAUGGAGCUGCGCGACUCGAUUGCCGAGCCGCUGUACGGGCUGCUCGGCGAGAUAUUCGAUCUCGGCGGCGUGUUUCGCUGGCUGCGCAAGAGCCUCAUCUCGUUCGUGCAGAUCACGUACGGGCAGACGAUCAACCGGCAGCUGCGCGAAUCGAUCGCCGCCCUGUUCGACGAGCCGAUGCUGCACGCGUACGCCAGUGCCGUCCUGCGCAGCCUCUGGCCGGGCGGCGGCACGCUGCAGGCGGACGGCGUCCGGCUCCUGCCGUCCGCCGAGCGUACCGAGGACGAGCGCGAGAUGAUCAUGAACGCGGCCCGGUCCCUGCUGCAGGACAACAUACCGGAGCUGCUGUGCAGCCUGAUCGGGGCGCAGAACGCGCGCCAGGGUGCGCUCAAGCUGUUCGAGGUGCUCCAGAACUCGCUCUACAACAAGCAGCUGUUUUACGAUCUGCUCGAAACGCUCAUGCUGGAGCUGUUCCCGGAGAUACGCCAGCUCAAACCGGCCGCGGCGGGCAGCACCGGCAAUUGUGCGACCGUCGCGCCCGGCCACGCUACCGGCAGUAGUAGCAGCAGCACGGUCCUGCGGCCACGCGAGUACCACCAUCAACCGGCAGCGGCGGGUUCGUCGCCUGCCGCACCGAUCUAUUCACCACCGACGCCAACGGGGGCGGUGGGUUCCGCUUCGGGAACACCUAUUAGAAGCAUAUCAUAAAAUCCCCCCCCCCUCCAUCCACCUUUCACUGCAGCUUUUGCGAAGGAAACUGAUCUUUUUUUUACUCUUUUUUGUUUUGAAAAGUAUUAUUAUUAUUUUAUUCUCUGAAUUGUAGAGGAAAUUUUGGACAAGCAUUCCCCAUGUGCUUAUGCCCAUUCCCUGCCUUAAGGGACCCCCCCUUAUUGACCUAUUGCAAUUUCCUGAUCGUUUGUGUGGGCUGGCGUGGCAGCUAAGACGAGGCCUAAACAGUGCUGCAAAAUGUCACUGACAAUGUCAUACAAAAAUUGAGUGAAACAAAAUCCACGUCAGCGUCACGUACUGAAUUGUGAUAAUCAGAGGCGAUACUCAAAACGGUUGGUGAGAUAAAUGCAUGCUUCGUGACAUUUUUGCGACCAACGCUUGGUCAGUCACUAUGACAUGACUUUUUUUCACUGUGAUCAGUUCUGCAAAAAUGUCGCUGACAUAGUCAUGACAAAUUCCGGCUGAAACAAAAUAAUGUCAGCGUCACGUGCUCUAUUGUGAUGAUCAGAGGUGAGACUCAAACAGCUGUUGCGACCAUCACAUGCUUGGUGACAUUGUGUGCAACCAUCUCUUGGUCAGUCACUUGGUCGCGACAUUUUCUGACGAUGAUAAUCACGAUAGUCAUGGGAGGUAUGCGGUGCGUGCGAGUGCGAAUCUGCUUUGAUUGUCUGUUGGGUCAAACAGAACGAGAAAGUAUGCUCUUUUUGUCGCUCGCGACCAUAUGCCAAGUAUAUUCCAAGAAUACAGGCGGUCCCCGAGAUACACGGUACCUCUUAUACGCGGAUUCGGAGAUACGCGGUUUUCUAAAUUUGACAAUUCUUUGAGCAAAUUGUACUGAUUUGACACAUCAAUUGCAAACUGCCAAAUAAUUUCCGUUUUGAUCGAAUGUUAAAAACUAUUUCAAAAGGUUUAAAACAGUUAUAUUCAGUCAGAAUCAUAUCAAAUAAUUCAUAAAGUGACUAAAACCGCCCCCUACUUGCAAAAUUACACGAAAAUUUGUGAUAUUUUAGCUGGAAAUCACGAGAUUCGACUUACGCGGAAAUUCGAGAUACGCGGUAUUUUGCGGAAGUUUUCGGUCCCCAUUAAUCGUGUAUCUCGGGGACCGCCUGUAUUGUGAUUAUCACCGACAGAAAAUGUCGUGACCAAGUGAGUGAUCAAGAGUUAGGUGCUAAACCAAAUGUCAUCAAGCAUGUGAUUGGUCCACCAACUGUUUGAGUCUCACCUCUGAUCAUCUCAGUUGUGCACGUGAGCUGAUUUGAGCUUCGUUUCAGUCAUGACUGUUGGUGACGGAAACAGUGGCAUUUGGCAGCACUGUUCACAGCCAGAAAUGAUUAUGCUUGUGACAGCAUUAAGCUCAGCUUGUCAGUCAAAGUAUCGCGGUUGACUCAAGCACUCGCAUGCCCUUUCAUUGAGUAUCAGCAAUGAGCAUCAAGCUACUACGAAUAUGUUCGUUGGUGAAUAUCUCGUGAUGCUCAUGACAUUUUGCAGCAAUGCUUCUAACCAUGCACAAACAGUUUGCACCGUUCACGUCCCAUAGGUUUUGUUUGAAAAACUGAAUUGGCCAUUCACUAAAAGACAUAGAUGUAGACCCCUCUCGUAUUAAAUAUCAGUUCCAAAAACUCCCCAAACUGGGGUGAUAGUGCUAUAAUAAGGGUGCAUCUGGCGUGCAUCGACGAGUCUAGUCAAACAUUCGCAAUGACAUAAUCGUACAUGUUUAGUGUGGUGCACGAAGCUGGCCAAUGGGCGAUCGUGUUAGGCAAAGUCCCAGGUUCGUUUGCUUAGCAGGUUAGGUUGAGUUACAACGCGCGUUACCCAUCCUGAGUGCAGCAUUUCCAAUCACUAUGUUUAAGCGUUUAGCCAUAAGCCGGGAACGGGUAGAGUAGGUGGUGUAUUUAAUGCAUUCCUUUGUCGGUACGGUACAGUAUUUGCACACAUCCUCGGAUGCAGUAUUGGGGUUUAUUUGCCGUUCAGGGUAACCAGAAACCCUGCUAAACGUAUUUGCUAAACUAAGACUAUCCAGGUGUGGGCCCUUUUUGCUCACUUGUAGGGUUAAGGCAAUGUGUAACAAAAACAAGUGAAACCAAAAAAACGAAACACUGUAUGUAGGUCUAAUUUUUUCCUCUAUCCCAUCCCACCCAAAACACCCACACAUACACACACACAAAUAGUGCAAGUGGAAAAAGCGAAGAUAAAGCAAAAUAUGUGUGAUGUUGCUGCUCUGCCAGCCUAUCCGCGGUAUGCAUAUCGCUCUAGAAAACGGUGUCUAAAGCUAGGAGAGGUAAAAGAGCAUAUAGCAAAAAACGAAGAAAAUUGUGUGUCGAUGUGCAAAAGAAACGUGUUACAGCAUAUUAACAAACCAAAGCAAACCAAACAGAGCAAAAAACCAGCAUGCGAAGCACCAGCACCUGCUGUGUCCGUGAUGUGUCCUUUCCGUAUACAUAUACACAUGAAUAUGCUUUUAAAUGUGCUGUGAGUGAAUCGAACUGGACAACUGUGUGAAUGAGUACCAUAUGAGCUGAUAAGACAAACCAGAAAACAAUGAUAAUAAAGAUUUAAUCAAAGUAUGUA
Messenger RNA from Anopheles coluzzii, 6967 nucleotides. RefSeq names its product sorting nexin-25 (gene snz). Gene Ontology annotation, molecular function: phosphatidylinositol binding. Gene Ontology annotation, cellular component: intracellular membrane-bounded organelle. Lineage: Eukaryota; Metazoa; Arthropoda; Insecta; Diptera; Culicidae. Bases 893 to 4378 code for a protein of 1161 amino acids. The record is from RefSeq and is a predicted model, not a curated record. The transcript has 3 exons.